UGUUAGCAGUUAGCCAGUAGAAAGCCGGCAGCGCCGCUGGAUAGGACGCUGAUCGGCGUUCUAGACGCGUUCUCUAGAGCGUAUGCUUUUUGGUUCACUAGCUUGCCAUAACAGUAUUGUUUUGUUCUAUGAGUAUGAACUUUCCUCCAGUUACACGGUCGACGCUUAAAUGGCCGUUUGCUUAGAGAUUUGUACGAACAACAGCGAAGCUAGACAACGGCCGGUUAAGGAUGGCCAUCGGUGGAGAAGUAAAAUUGCCCCGUGCUUUUAUCACUGCUCUCGGCAGCUAACUAGGCCCUCACAAAGGGAAUAUUUGAAUGGAGUUAAUCAAAUUGGUGUUAACGAUGUGAUGAUCGUGUGUGCAACAAGUGCGACAUGGUUAGAAAACAUGGCGGAAGUUGAUUAGUUUUUCAUUAACUUAUUUAACUUGCAACUAGCAUUAAAUCAUCGGUCGAAAUGGCCCUUCUGCUAUAAAUUGAAUAUUGCUAUGUUAAUCAAACGUGAGAGCCUACUGAGAUAAUGUAGACAAACACAAUGGCAGAUAUUGUUAUUGGCUCCUGCGCGUCGAUUAUCGCUACGGUAGUAGUGCAUCCGGUUGAUGUUGUCAAGAUACGGAUUCAAAUGCAAGGUGAACUCAAGAGAAGGGGUCAAUACAAAGUAUAUUACCGCAGUGUACCACACGCUAUAACACAAGUGAUCAAGUAUGACGGAAUACGUGCGAUAUAUCGGGGUAUUUUUCCAGCCGCAGGGUAUCAGCUGAUCUCACAGGGCCUCCGUCUUGGACUUUUCCAAUCCAUCGAAGAUUUGGGUUUAACUAGGAACGAAAACAUGGAAUCAUCGAUACCGCUGUCAGCACUAUCUGGGGCUGCGUGUGGAGCAAUAAGCGCCUUUAUCGCCAGCCCCCUGUUUAUGGUUAAAAGCCUCAUGAUGAUACGGUCUGCCAGCAAGAUUGCGGUCGGCUACCAGCGAAACUACACAGGAACAAUGCAUGCCCUUCGGGAUAUCUAUGGAACACAUCGCCUACGAGUAGGCCUCUGGCGAGGCACUGUUUCAAAUGUGCUUCGAAUCGCCGUGGGUUCAUCGCUCCAACUUAGCACCUAUGUCGGGAUGAAAGAUCUACUUUUUCUGUCGGUCGACUACAAUGAAAGAUAUUUACUGUUUAAUACGCUACUUGCGGCCUUCGUAUCGUCAUUGAUUACCUCACCAAUUAUUGCGUCUUUAGACCUGAUACGGGCGCGUAUUUACGUGCAACCAAUUCAACACAAUGGUCGGGGCGCCUACUACAAAGGUAUAUGGGAUUGCGCACGUCAAAUAAUUCAUAAUGAGGGCUUUAGCGGUCUCUGGAAAGGCAGCACAGGUACUUUCCUGUACGUUCUACUAACUUCCACGAUUACUCUUGUAUCGUGGGACGAAGUUAAACACGUUCGUCACGAAAGACUCAACUCACGCGACUAUGUCAUCGAUUUUGGUUAUCAGUGAGACCAGUUAGAAACAGAAAGAAUUUCUUCCUAACACGAUACGACCUGUUCGCAAAUAACUACUGCAGCGCGUUAUCUAUCGCCAUACAGAGCCUAGGCCGACUGACCGAAUUCGUGAUCAUGUGUCGAAACAGAACGUGCAUGGCUGACCCAGACAUAUGCUCCUACGCUAGGACCUAUGACGACUUCACUUUCACCCACCGAACUCGCCUCUCGACAAUAGCGGUUAUCACACUCAAACUGCUACAAUACCAAGGCGUUUUACAAAAUGAUCUAUCUUCGGUUUUGCACUUCGGUAACAAGCUACCUAUUUUUGGUAAUGGUUAAUAGAAAGCCAACGGUACGAUUAAAACGCAGCUCAAAGAGAUAAGCCUCUAUUUGGCUCAUUGGGAAAUCAACACUUCAUUCAAGGCUGUAAUUUUUCGGGAAGUAUUUACAAAGAGCCAAGUCUUAUCAAUGAAUGUAUAUUAUA
This is a messenger RNA of Varroa destructor (honeybee mite), 1950 nucleotides long. RefSeq names its product solute carrier family 25 member 35-like. The record is from RefSeq and is a predicted model, not a curated record. Lineage: Eukaryota; Metazoa; Arthropoda; Arachnida; Mesostigmata; Varroidae.